Messenger RNA from Epinephelus fuscoguttatus (brown-marbled grouper), 3896 nucleotides. RefSeq names its product arrestin domain-containing protein 3-like. The coding region runs from base 182 to 1144 and encodes 320 amino acids. The transcript has 6 exons. Lineage: Eukaryota; Metazoa; Chordata; Actinopteri; Perciformes; Serranidae. Gene Ontology annotation, cellular component: cytoplasm; plasma membrane. Gene Ontology annotation, biological process: protein transport. The record is from RefSeq and is a predicted model, not a curated record.
UCCACAUUUGUUGUCAGCUGUGUGUUGCAGUGUUUUUGCCAUUUAAUACUUAUAUAAGUGACUGCGUACUCGUUUGCAUUUAACCAAAUGGACCGUUUUAACUCGGGGAAUCUUUUGCUUUUAUAAAACUAGAUUAUUUUAUCUUCAGUAGACUCUUUUUUUUUUUUUUAAAGUCUCAACGAUGUUCCAGCAGACGAUCAAGAAUUUCACCAUCAACUUCAACAAUUUGAGUGAGAGGAAAACUGUCUCCAGUGGUGACCUGAUAACGGGACACAUCUCCUUCGACGUCACAAAGGAGAUCAAGAUCAAUUCCAUAACGCUGAGACUGAAAGGGGCGGCGGAUGUCCACUGGUCCUCCGGUGGAGGGGGAGGGAGGAAGAGGAGAAGACAACGGCGAGUGUACUCAGCAAAAGUGGACUUUUUUGACUUGAAGAGCGUCCUCGUGCAACAAGAGGGAGCUGUGGGUGGAACAACAAAACUUCAGCCUGGCACGCAUGUGUAUCCAAUUUCAUGUCUUCUCCCACAGGGAGACUUCCCCUCCACCUUCCAUGGCGUUCAUGGAAAGGUAUUGUACACUUUGACAGUGGGCAUCAACAGACCGUGGCAUAUGGCCAAGGACUUUGUGACAGAGUUAAAUUUUGCAAACCGCUUUAAUACCAACCAGCCAGAGCUGCGGGCUCCUCUCUCAGGCUCCAACAACAUGACACUGUGCUGCCUGUGGUGUGCCUCAGGUCCUAUCACAGUGACAGCCAGUGCAGAGAAGAAAGCAUUCGUCCCUGGUGAAACUGUGAAAAUAAUCUGCGAGUUUAGCAACGCUUCCUCUCGAACAGCUACUCCAAAGGUGUCACUGCAACAGAAACAGGUUUACUACGACCGCAGCAAGGUCGCGAGGAGGAGGAUUCUCAAAACCCUGGCGUAUGUAACUGGACAACCCGUCAGCGCUCACACUACUGACGUGCGCACUGAGAUCAUGCUCACCAUUCCCUCGUCUGCAUAUCUCACCAUCUCAAACUGCAGUAUGCUAGACGUCGAUUACUUGAUAGAGGUGAAACUCAGCGUCAGAGCUGCCCCCGACCUCACUGUGCUGAUUCCCAUCAUCAUGUGUGACACCCCUGUUAACUCUGCUCCACCACCCUAUAUGUGAGUUUCAAAUGUACGUAUCUAACAUGACAUGAUGGUGGAAGCUUUUUAUACUGUAUGACAGGCAUUAUCCUUUCUUGCCUUGUUGUUUUUAAUGAUAGUAUCCUAAAUAGUGUCAGUGUUCAGUACUGUAACUGAGCAUUGACAUUCAUACUGUGGAAACUGCCUUCUAGCAUCAUACUGCCUUCAUUUAGCUUUCAGAGUGUGUGUGUUUUAUCUAUGAACUGUUUACUAUGGGUUAUUGAAACACUCUACAGGAAGUCUGUUCUGUUUAGGGCUGUCCCAAAUACCAUUUGCGGAGCUUUGAGGCUCAAGUGAUUAUUACCGGCGAAUAUUUGAAGCUUAGAUGGGAUGCGAUGGGACCUUAGGGGGAUAACCGUAAUCAAUCAUAUUCAUAUAUGCCAAUCAACUAAGUAGUCGACUUGAGUAGGACUUUGUACAGCUGCUUAUGUGUGUUACAAAGAAAGUCAUAGAGAAGGUGGAAGGUGGACUAUUUCAAGCAAUGUUUCUGUAAGUUAGUAUAGCUCGAAACGCCGCGGGUUGAGUCUCAUCACUAGAUGCAAAUCAAGUGCUUCGCUACAGGUGGCAUCCGCAGUUCAUCUCACCUAUUAUUUUCCUUCUCUUACUGCAGUUUUAAUGCUUGAAGAAGGGGUCGAUGACUGCGCUAAGAACACUGGCCUCAUUUGCGUCGGAUACUUGCCACUUCUUUUCAAUUUCCCCCACUGUUUUAGUGGUAAAAAAGAAAAUCGAAGCAUACUAUACUGAUUUGGACAUUGAUUACCAUGGCAACGAUUGACGCUUUGAAGCUUUAAGGCAUUUGAGCCAGCCCUAAUUCUGUUUUAGUUUCUUUUUAGUAUGAUUUGGUAGAUUGAAGCAUGGGGGGAAAAGAUGUGCUACAGAAUGUUAUUACUACGUGAGCCACAGCCAGGAUUUCAUUAUCAAUAUGUAUUUCCAGUGUCCAGUGUUUACAUUCCGAUAAAAUUUUCCUGUACUUAUCUAAAUGCAAAAUAUGUUACUAUGUGUGAUCCAGAGGAAUCUUCAAGGGAUUGUGAGAUAUUCCUAAAAAUGUAAUAUGAAGAUUUGGAAUAUAUUAUUGUAAGUAUAUGUCUGUCUAUGUCUGUAAGUAUAAGCCUGUUUUUAUAGUUUUAUCUCAACUAUCAUCAUGUAUUUUAAUAUAUUAACUGCUGCCAUAUACGUGUUGUUUUGUGAGUAUACUGUGUUGAGAAGUAUUUUUUCUUAUAAUCGGACUAAAUCAGAAGUUUGGGCACAGUGGGGGUAAAUGUGGACUAAAUGAUGAUGAUGAUGAUGAUGACAAAGCCAUGCAAACAGCUGAAUGCUUGACUGAACUGACUCAAGACUAUGCACCAGAUUACUUUUUUGCUCCCUUCAACAGGGAAAACUCUGCGCCGAGGACCAUGUAAACUAAAUUCACUCUUUUUAGCCUAAUUAUGUGUCAUUGCGAACACCAUCAGCGUAAUUUCCUGGAGGAAAGCCGUCUCCUCUUUGCUAUUCAGCUGGCACUCACUGUAAGCCAGCCGGUAUGUUAAUAUCCACUAACUUCACAUGGCUGCCAAUGUGGGCUCUAUUAUCUCAGGUUGCUUUGUUCAUAUUGCUGCUGUGAAAAUGAAACUUUUAAUGUGUUUGUUUGUUUCAUGUAUGAAACUGAUUUACAGUGCUAGAAUUUAGCUUUUAUUCAGAGUGAGAUCACACCCUGAUAGCCACAGCUGGUGAGCGCAUUUACGAGCUACAACAGUUGCUGGGCUCCAACUUCAGUGCCUCUUCUUUUGGACAAUAAACUAGAUGUCAAUGAUUUUAUGCUGCAAGUACAUCCAAAGUAAAUGUAUGCAGACCCUCCAGGUCUCACAGUUGUAUUUGUGCCAUGUCUUGUGAACAGUGGUGCAUCAGAGCUGAAGGUGGUUUAACUAUUUCUUGUCAUCAGUGUGCCUGAAAGGCUGCUUUAUAUCAGUUUGAAACAACAUUAUUUAAAGGUGCUGUAUGUAAAUUUACACAUGUAUUAAUAGUUUUUCAUUGACAGUGGGUGAACAGGUUGUAAUGUAACUCAAAAACUGAGACCUUCCCUGCCUUUCUUGGUUGCCUAUAACAUCAUGUGGCCUUCUGGAGAAAGGACUUUGGCUUUUUGUUUUUUAAGAAAACAACCAAAAGGUGUGAAGUUAUGUGCAAUAUUCUAGUGCCUGGCUUCUCUUAAGCUCCAUUACAGAGCAACACUAGCCAGUGUUAACUAAUAAAGGGAGUCCACCAUCGUCACCAUCACAAACGACCAGCCCCCAUCACAACGAAGAGGCCUCUAUGCAUUUUGUAGUGGCAGCCCAUUGGAGAAAGACUUAACUCAGUGCCCUGCAGCAAUUUGAAUUUAGCCAGAGCAAGACCAAGCGCUAGGUGUCUGAUCCCAGACUGCCCUUACUACUGCCCUGAGUCCCGCUGUGAACCGCAGGGCUGGGGUUUGCAUUUGCUGGAUUGGAGUUGCUACAGUGGCAUAGGUCGGAGCUGCUAUCCACUCCUGGUGAAAGUUACAUACAGAACCUUUAAAGUGAAUGUGUCUCAACUCUCUACCAAAGACUUCGCUCACACUCCUUAUGCUGCUUUCUCUCUGAUGUCACCAUCUGAUCCCUCAGGUCUUAUGAUAGUGUCUUUUUGCAAGAUGGAAUUUCAAGUAUUCUUUAACAUUGUCAUAUAAUUACAGUAGGAUUAACAUAUGUAAUGUUUAGAUGAACUGGAAUAAAAAAGUGAUGUUAGUA